CUUCCCAAAAUGGCGGCGCUGCUUGGGCUUGCCGGACUCUCCCAAGAUGGCGGGCGGAAGUGAGGCCUCCGCGCGAGGCUUCGGGCUGUGGAGACUUCAUGGCCGGGAGCUCGACGGUGCUCAAGCGGGCAGUUGAGGCGCUGGACUUGCUCCUGGGGAGAGCCGGGGCCGCAGGGACAGGCCCUCUCCAGGCCACCAGACAUGCCGAUCUGCUGGAAUCCUUCCGCUCCAACGUGGCCGCUGUGGAGGAGCAGCUUGCUGGCAACCCCCAGUGGGCCGAGUUGCAGGGGUUGCGCGUCGAGCUCUCCAGGCAGGCGCUGUGGGCUGCCCCCUGCCCGGAUGUCCCUUGGAGUUUCACCAGCCAUGCCUUGCUCCUGCUGCUGUGUCUCAAGCACUGCAUGCUUCGCCUCGCGGCGGCUUUCCACCCACCUCUGCCAAACCCCAAGACCGCCGAAGCUGCUCCCGCUCUGAGCCCAGACACCCUCAGCAUUGCUCAGGAGAAAACCGUGCAGGCUGCCUUGCAGUUUGUGGUGACGCUGGGCCUCUGCCCGUAUCUCUUGCCUGGCGUCGGGCUUCCCCUGGGACGCAGGACAGAGUUCAGUGCCCUGGUUCACGAGGUGAUCUCUCGGGGCUCCCUUUCCGGUGCCACGCGCAGGCUUUAUGCCACCUGCACCGUCCUGCUGGAGGUCGCUCAGCACCCAUCUCUGGGCAGCCUCAUCCUCACACGCCACCUCGGGGAUCUUCUCGCAGGAUUGUGCCAACUCGGAUUCUGUCCAGCAAGGAGGGAAGGUGAACAAGCAAAGCUGGGGCUGGAAUUGACGGGCCUUACGGAAGAGGAGCGUGCCGGCUGCAGGGAGGCCCUGCAAGGCCUUUUGGGCAGAGUUUACCAGCCGCUGGUGGUCCGGGAACUGCUGCUGCUUCAAGGUGGAUCAUCUAAGCAGGGCUCCCAUUCCAGCAAGGGUGAAGGCGAGGGCGGCCUGGCUCCUGCCCCAGCCUGGCUACGGCGCCUCUGUGGGCAGCUCCUCUCUGAGAGGCUAGUAAGGCCUGGCGGAGUCCAGGCUGUGGUCCGUGGCAUCCUGGAGGGAGCAGGAGCGGGGGCUGUGGGGGGCAAGAGUGCCGAAGCAGCAGCGGCUGACUGGCGGAAAUGCGACGCAGUGGCCAGGAUCCUGUCCUCCUGUCCUCAGCAGUCUCUGUCCCUGGAAGAUUACUACCGAGAGGUGUGCCCCCAGGUUCUGCAGCUGCUCCUCAUUCAGGAUAAGCUGACAGCUGCUCAGUUCCAGCGGGUUGCCGCCACCACGGUGCUGGCCCUGGCAAGGCGACACCCCCGGGAGGCAGAGAAGCACCUGCUGCAGCCGCUGCUGGAGCCGCUGCUGCGCUGCUCCCAGGUGGCAGGGGUGUCUCCGGAAGUCCUGCCAGCAGGGACCGUGCUGGUGAAAGAGGAGGAGCUCAGCGGAUGUGUGGAGAGCGUGUUUAAGGUCUACGUGGCAGGCAAUGAGCCCUUGGCUGUGCUGCUGGCUUCCCUGCAGCCGGCCCUGGGAGUCGUCUUCUCCCUCUACUGUUUCACCAAGCAGAACGUGUCUUUCUUACGCCAUCCGUGCCAGGAGAUCCUGUUGUGGUUCUUGGAGAAGAGCGAGCGGGAGACGGCGCUCUCCGUCCUGGAGGGCCUGGCCAGGCUGGGAGGGGCCACCCGCCCCCUCCACCCCCAGUGCCAGUUCCAAGUAGCUGGUGAAGGGGGGGCCGCGAUCACCGUCAGGAGGACUGUCCAAGGGGGGGAGGAGGAGGAGGAGGAGGAGGAGGCCCUCUACCAGAAGAUUUCCUCCGAGCAGUGGCAGCUGGAGCAGCUGGUGGACCUGGUGUCUCGCUGCCGGAGCAGCGGCGUGGCCGGAGACCUCUUCAUCCGCUGCCUGAAGGAGCUGACCCACAUAGCUGGACAAGGCGCUGCCGACGUGGAGUCCGUCCCGCUCUCCCGCCGGAGUCCCGUGGAGCUGGAGCCGCCGGAGAGGCAGCUGCAGGUGCUGCAGUUGGUGGCCAUGCUGUGCGAGGGCAUCUCCGACUCGCUCUUCACGGACGUUGCGCAGGUUGUAGACUUCGUGGCCACAACCCUGCAGCGGGCCUGCGUGGCUCUUUCCUGCCGCUCUGAGGCUGCCGUGGAAGCCCAGACCCUGAGCAUGGCCAUGGGGCUGGUGGCAGCCAUGCUGGCAGGGGCUGUGCAGCUGAAGUCCGCCGACUUUGCUGCCCUGGAGCAGCGGCUGCUGCCCCUGCUGGGGGAGGUCUCCCGCGUCCACCCGGAGCCCGUCCUCCAGGAGCUGGCUGCUGACCUGCGCGCCUCCAUCUGCACCCGCGGAGCCUUUUCCCCGGAGACCGUCUCCUCGGCUGCCCAGAGCACCCUGGGCAAGGCCAGGGCCAGCCGGGCCCCUCCAGAGAAGCCCCGCGUGGCCCACCUGGCGUGCGGCUCGGCUGCGGAGCCCGGUUCCAGCGGCACACCGAGAGGGUCCCUGGCCAGGCCGCCCGCUGCAGGCCCAGGCUCCAGCGCGGGGGGCCUGCAGGAGCUCCUCUUGUCCGUGUGUGACCCUGACGUCCCGGCACGAGCAGCUGCCUUGCGCACCCUCUCCGGCUUGAUCGAGCAGAGGGACCCGGAGGCCCUGGAGAGGCGGGAGAAGCUGCUGCAGGUUUUUGUGGAAAACCUGGAACACGAGGACUCCUUUGUUUAUCUCUCUGCUAUUCAAGGUGUUGCCCUGCUUGCCGAUGCGUCCCCGGAGCAAGUUCUGCCCUGCCUGCUCGCCCAGUAUGGAGGUGCUCAGCCAGACACACGGAAAGCCUGGAGGGCCGAGACCAGGAUGAAGCUGGGGGAGGCCCUGAUGCGCGCCACGCGGGCCCUGGGAGACAUGGUCUUCGCACACCGAGACCGGCUGAUCCAGGCCUUUCUACGGGGAGCCCGGGAUCCGGAGAGCAGCCUGCGGGCCAGCAGCCUCUCUAACUUGGGGGAGCUGUGCCGGAUCCUUCAGUUCCAGCUGGGCUCUGUGGUCCACGAGGUGAGCUCCUGCCUGGCCGCGAUCGCACAGACCGACCCUGAGGCUGAAGUGCGGAGGGCCGCGGUCCACGUGGUGGUGCUUCUGCUGCGUGGGCUCAGCCAGAGAGCCACGGAGGUUCUCCGGGAUGUGCUGCUGGACCUUUACCGCCUGCUCAAGUCCGUGGUGCGUUGUGAACGCGACGAGGUCACCGUGCUCCACGCCCAGCUGGCCUUGGAGGAGCUGGACGGCAUCAUGAGGCAGUUUCUGUUCCCCCAGCAGACCCUCGAGAAGAAGAUUGUGGUCCUGCCUUGAGGAUGCCCAGCCGGAGCGGGAGGUGGGAGCGCCCUGCCCCGGCCAGGCCUGCUUUCGGGGUCAGAGCAGCUGGCCUCCGGAGAGCCCCCUUGGCAAGCAGAAAGGAUUUUGCCCCUGAGACAAGGAAAGGGUUGCCCCAGAAAUCCUGCUCUGGCCCCGUGGAGGCUUCGCCUUUGGACAGAGGGCAGCAGCCAGGAGGGGGUGAGGCUGUCUUGGAGCAGCUUCUGGGACUGGUCAGUGUAAGAACGCAGUUCCCAAUAAACAGUCUCAUGUGGAAA
Hemicordylus capensis (graceful crag lizard) is the source of this 3601-nucleotide messenger RNA. RefSeq names its product transport and golgi organization 6 homolog (gene TANGO6). Bases 99 to 3323 code for a protein of 1074 amino acids. Gene Ontology annotation, biological process: protein secretion. The transcript is spliced from 18 exons. NCBI's taxonomy places the organism in Eukaryota, Metazoa, Chordata, Lepidosauria, Squamata, Cordylidae. The record is from RefSeq and is a predicted model, not a curated record.